UUGUUGUUGCUGGCUUGUGGGUGUCGAGGCAGUUUCGCGGCGCAAUGUUGCAAGUGAAUUUUGGGUAAACAAAAUCCGUUGAUAAGACAUUCGCACGGUACUAAUCGCACGGGAGUAGCGCGACAUUUUCACCGCUGACAAGCCCGCCUAAAGCGCAGUUUAAAGUGCCGAUCUAAGCCAGGCUUCGUUUCCUGCGAGUGUGCCUGUGUGUGUGCGCGAGUGCGGUCGGUGUGUAUGUGUUUUGAGCCCACAAGCGUAGCCCGGAAAAAAAGAAGUUUUUCUGUUACCAUAUUUUUUACCAAGGGCCAAAGGGCGCAGCAUCUUCGCUCUCUAUCUCGCGCUCUCUCUCGCUCGCUCGCUCGUUCGCUAAUGCGACUUUUGCAACUCCAGUUAUUGUGUGUAAACAGCAGGUGAAAAAUAAUACAAAACAAAAAAAAAACAAGGAAAGUGCAAAGAGCAAGGAGAAAGAGGCAAGAAGAAGCAGCAACUCCGCGCAGAGCCACAAAAAGUGACGCAUAAAUAAAGGUUGCUAAUUACAAAAGGCAUAUCGGGAGCAGCAGAGGAUCAGAAAUGGAGCUUGAGCCGCGUGUGGCCAUCCUGCAGGACCUGCGCCUGCAGACCUUCGACUCCAUUCGAUUCGCAUCCUAUCGCACCGCCUCCAAGCUGCGCUACAUACAGAAGUCCACAAAUCUCCAUUUGGUGGACAUAUGGAAUGUGAUCGAGGCGUUCCGCGAGAAUGGACUGAACACGCUGGAGCCGCAGAGCGAGGUGAGCGUGGCCAGGCUGGAAACCCUGGUCUCCUCGCUUUACCACAACCUCAACAAGCGCCUGCCCACCGCUCAGCAGGUGCCCGUGGACUCCAAGGCGGGUCUGCUGCUCAACUGGCUCCUGGCUGCCUACACAAGUGAUAACUCGGGAAAGAUUCGCGUGUUCUCCAUCAAAGUAGCCCUGGCCACCAUGUGCUCCGGCAAGCUGGUGGACAAACUAAGAUACAUUUUCUCGCAGAUCUCGGACGGCGCUGGCCAGCUGGUGGCCUGGAAGCUGGGCGAGUUCCUGCGCGAGGUGCUGGCCCUGCCGGCGGCCGUGUACGAGUCGCCCACAUUCCACUACAAGGAGGGGCUCGAGGAGGAGAUCUUCCCGGCCGAGAACAAGGUGACGGUGAACGACUUUAUGGCCACGCUGAUGUCCGAGCCGGGGCCGUCCUGCCUCGUCUGGCUGCCGCUGGUGCACCGGCUGGCCACCGUGGAGACCAUUGUGCAUCCGACUGUCUGCUCUGUUUGCCACAAGGAAAACUUCACCGGGUUUCGUUAUCGCUGUCAGCGGUGUCACGCCUACCAGUUGUGUCAGGAGUGCUUCUGGCACGGCAAGACAUCGCUGAACCACCAGAACGAUCACGAGGUCAAGGAGUACUCGAGCUACAAGUCGCCCAGCAAACAGAUCGGUCACUCGCUGCGCAAGAGCUUCCGCUGUGUGCCCGAGAAGACGGUGCAGGUGCUACCCCGCUUCCCCGACCAGCCGGAGAAGACGCUCAACCUGUCGCACAUCGUGCCGCCCUCGCCGCUGCCCUCGCACAACGGCUUCUCGGACCCCUCGGGCCUCGUACAUGGCCACCACGGCCCCGGGCAUCCGGGCCUACCGGGCCAGCACGGCCUCUUUGAUCGCUCCAGCACGCUCGACUCGCGGGCCACAGGUCGCAGUCUGGACAGCGCCAGCGGCACUGCCGGCACCACCAUGUCCCGCGUGGCAGCCGCCUCCGCCAACGACGAGGAGCACCGCCUGAUUGCCCGCUAUGCCGCCAGAUUGGCCCAGGAGAACCGAGCGCCCUCCAACUUGCCCGACAGUGCCACACCCAUUGGCACGGACAACUCGCGAGCCCAGCGCGAACUGAUUGCCCAACUGGAGUCCAAGAACAAGGAGAUAAUGCGGGAGAUAGCGCGCCUGAGGCGUCAGCAGGAGACGGAGCAGAUGGCCCCGGAGAAUCCGGCGCUGGUCAACGAACUGCGCGCCUUAAGGCAGCGGAAGGGAGAGCUGGAGGGUCAUCUGUGUGCCCUGCAGGAUUCGCGGCGACAGCUAAUGGAGCAGCUGGAGGGGCUGAUGCGUAUGCUGAAGAACCAGCAGACAGCCUCGCCCCGCUCCACGCCAAACUCGAGUCCUCGCUCUGGAAAAUCGCCACCAAUGCCCGGAGGAGCUGGUAUCCUGGGCACCUCACCCAUGAGUGCCCUGCACGCCCAGCAGAUGCAGCAGCAUCCCAUGGCCGGAGGAGGAGGAGGAGGAGGCAGGCCCACCCAGCAGCAACUCCUCCAACAGCAACAACAGCAGCAGGCACAUGGCCAUGGUCCAUUCAGCCAGAGCCAGCUGGAUCAGCUCAACCAGAUCAGCAGCGAUAUGCGCAGCGCCUUCGCAGCCAACGGAAGUGCAACGCCACCGCCAAUGCGCACCACCACUGCCACUGCCCAUGUCAGUGCCAUUCCCAGCCUCAAUCCGAUUCCGCUCCAGAAUCCGAAUCCCGACGCGGAGCUCAAUGAGGCCGCCGAUCAUCUAACGUCGGCCAUUUCCCACAUGGUCAGCGACCUGAACGCAGGACGGGGAAGGGCCAAUCUGGGGGCUCAGCCGACGGGCAGCAGCUCCCUGCCGCAGGCUCGCUUCAUCAUGCCACUGGAAUUCCGACACAUCGAGGGCGGCGAGUCGGAGGACUCGAGUCAGUGCGAGUGCAACGAUUGCGAGUGCGGGGAGUACGAGGAGGUGUUCCGCACCGACGAGGAUCUCGAGUGCGAGGGAGCCGCAGCUCCCUUCGGGGAUCCAUACCCGGGCAUUCCCGAGGAGGACCACUUCGAUUACACGUUCGGGCAGGGCGAGGAGCUGUCGCAGGUGAACCGCAUCCUGGGCUACCGCAAUCACCCGGAACUGUUCAUCGACGAUGACCAGGCCGGCUUCCCGGCGCUGCACGAGAUCGGUGAGACAAUCGAUGAACUGCAGCUGAUCAUGCACGCUUAUAUCAUGAAGUAUAGUCUGAAUAUAUAAGGUGUUAUAUAUCGUCGUAGGUUACCAAAUAUAUAUACUCUCCGAUCAGAUUUCGACGAAUCUCAAUCGUAUAACCAAGAGUGGAACGAAAAGGCAAAUGCGAAUAGCCAAUGGCAGGAGCAGUUUGCACAAUGGAGUCUUAACUCGCAAAAGAACUAAGGACUCGCCACCAGUGGACCAGUGGAAACAGCAGGACUGGGAAUCUCCGGAGGCAGCUGGACCGAAAGAUGAAGACGAACUCUCGCUUAGCUUUUUACCCUACCUUAACUCAUAUGUUGACUUAGAGCAAUUUAUUUAUUGAUUAUUUUAUGGAGCCGUAGCCUACACCACCUUAAUCAUUAUAAUUUAUACCUUGAUGUUUGGUAUCUGCGUAAUUGUAAACAUAUAUAUGAUUAUUUUAUCGAAGCAAAGAAUAUGAAUAUAGCUGAUAAGCAAGACUUGCAGUUGCACUGCUCCUUGAAGUCGCAAAUCCAUUGAAUCUCGUUGAAACUUUUACGAUCGUACUGCUAAAGGGCAAUAAGAGGUAAUGGCGUUUUAAUUUUAGGUUUCCACGAUUUCGUAAUUGGCUUCUAGAUUUUGUAAGCGCCCGCGCCAGCGGUUAUUUAUUACCAUGAAACUUAACAAAUCGAAAAUCAAAUCACGUAAUGCGUAAUACAAAUACGAUAUAGACAUUUACAUAUUAUGUACUUAAUAACUAGCAACUUGUUGAGAACCUAAAAUCAAAUUCUAAAUGCUAAACAUUAUACACACAUUAAACACUUUGAGAUACGGUAAAGCCAACAACUAUUUGAGCCACAACAAAAACCCAAUGUUAAACACUAAAAAUGAAAAAAACAAAACACGAUUUAUAUAUUAUCCAUUUAUAAUAUGCAUUCAUACAAGAAAAGUUAUACCAUAUAAUCGUAACGGCAUACUGCACGAGAUAGAGAAAAUCCGACAUUUAUAGAACUUAUACAUAACUACUGAAUAAUAUUACAAAAGAGAAAGCUAAAUAAAAAGGCAUUUUAAACAAUCACA
This is a messenger RNA of Drosophila subpulchrella, 4038 nucleotides long. Its product is annotated as dystrobrevin beta. The transcript has 10 exons. Lineage: Eukaryota; Metazoa; Arthropoda; Insecta; Diptera; Drosophilidae. The record is from RefSeq and is a predicted model, not a curated record. Gene Ontology annotation, molecular function: zinc ion binding. The coding region runs from base 571 to 3021 and encodes 816 amino acids. Gene Ontology annotation, biological process: synaptic signaling. Gene Ontology annotation, cellular component: synapse; plasma membrane.